Molecule: messenger RNA, 8081 nt
Organism: Coregonus sp. 'balchen'
Lineage: Eukaryota; Metazoa; Chordata; Actinopteri; Salmoniformes; Salmonidae
Source: the annotation of a GenBank genome assembly
AAGAAAUCCUGCGCAUGUUUGAUCCGCAAAAACACAAGAAGCAACGUCACGUCUAGCUGUCAUGGCGCUGUACAGCAGUCAAUGCUGACUUUUUGAGUAGACCACUGGCUGAAGAAAUCGACACGGUUUUACUUAUAGAAGGGGUACAGUACAUUUAAACGCAAUAAUCUUGGUUUGGUGAAUAUCUAUAGAAGCAAUCAGGUAAUUGUAAUAAGACAACAAUAUCUAAACGCAGUGUCAGAGUCAUUGCUAACUAGCUAAGCUAGCUAGCGAGCUAAUGUAACCAGCAUGCAUUGUUGCAAUGUGUUGACAACUUCUUGAUUCUCAGUUGCGGUAGCUAUAACGUUGUCUAGCUACCAAUAGCAUAGCUCUGUAAAACAUGAAGAAUGUGGUAUCAUAGACAAACAUAAAGCUAUGUGCAUUCCAUCCAAUGAUUUAUACAUACACUACAUGACUGAUAGGGGGCGCUGUGUUGAAUCCACUGUGCCUCCAUUACAUUUUACAUUUUAGUAAUUUAGCAGAUGCUCUUAUCCAGAGCGACUUAUAGUUAGUGAGUGCAUAAUUAUUUUAUUUUUUCAUACCCCCGGUGGGAAUCGAACCCACAACCCUGGCGUUGCAAACGCCAUGCUCUACCAACUGAGCUACAUCCCUGCCGGCCAUUCCCUCCCCUACCCUGGGCCAAUUGUGCGCCGCCCCAUGGGUCUCCUGGUCGCGGCCGGCUACGACAGAGCCUGGAUUCGAACCAGGAUCUCUAGUGGCACAGCUAGCACUGCGAUGCAGUGCCUUAGACCACUGUGCCACUCCAUCUUGGCACUCCCCCAACAGGUUUUGGCACAUUUAUUCUAUUGCGGACACCAUAAUGUACAUGUGUCAAACUAAUUCCACAGUGGGCCGAGUGUCUGCAUGUUUUCGCUCCACCCUUGUACUUGAUUGAUGAAUUAAGGUCACUAAUUAGAACUCCCCUUACCAGGUUUUCUAGGUCUUAAUUGAAAGGAAAAAACUACCUGCAGACACUCUGUACAAAUCAUUCAUUUUACAAAUUCUCAUGACAAUGCAUCAUGCAAAUUAGUUAGAGAACCCAAGGGGGACCCACUACACGGGGACCCCUCAGGGGUCUGUGCUUAGUCCCCUCCUGCACUCCCUGUUCACCACGACUGCGUGGCCACGCACGACUCCAACACCAUCAUCAAGUUUGUUGACGACAAGACGGUGGUAGACCUGAUCACCGACGGCGAUGAAACCGCCUACAGGGAGAAUGUCAGAGACUUAGCAGUGUUGUACCAGGACAACCACCUCUCCCUCAUCGUCAGUAAGACCAAGGAGCUGAUCGUGGACUAUAGGGGUAGAGCACUCCCCCAACCACAUCGACAGGGCUGUUGUGGAGCGGGUCGAGAACUGUAUCACUGCAUGGUAUGGCAAAUGCACUGCCUUCGACCGCAAAGAGAUACAGAGGGUGGUGCGGACAGCCCAGUACAUCACUGGGGCCGAGCUCCCUGCCAUCCAGGACCUCUAUAUCAGGUGGUGUCAGAGGAAUGCCCAAACAAUUGCCAAAGACUCUAGUCACCCAAGCCAUAGACUGUUCACUCUGCUACUGUCCGGCAAAUGGUACCGGAGCAUCGGCUCUCGGACCAACAGUCUAUGAGACAGCUUCUACCCCCAAGCCAUAAGACCGCUAAAUAGUCAAACUGCUAAAUAGUCAAUUAAUGGUACCCAAACUAUCUGCACUGACCCUAUGCACACUCACUAGACUAUAUAUAUAUAUAUAUAUAUAUAUAUACUCACUCACACACACAACCCACACAAAUUCACAUUUCACACACUAUAUACGCAUACCGACACAACACAAACGCAUACACAUUACGCACACACUUUUACUCAUCAUUAGCUGCUGCUACUCUGUUCUUUAUUUUACUCUUAUUAUCUAUCCUGAUGCCUAGUCACUUUACCCUGCCUUCAUGUACAUAUCUACCUCAAAUACCUUGUACCUCUGCACAUUGAUUUGGUACUGGUACUCCCUGUAUAUAGCUCCAUUCUUUUGUAUUUUAUUUUAUUCCUUUUGUGUUACUAUUUUUAUUAUUAUUUUAAAACUCUGCAUCGUCGGGAAGGGCUCGUAAACAAGCAUUUCACAAUUGUCUACACCAGUUGUAUACGGCGCAUAUGACAAAUAAGAUUUGAUUUGAAGGCCACCGGGUCCCCCUCUUGGGUUCUCAGCUGAAGGUAUGGACCACAGCUGGCUCCAUUUGAACUAAAAUCCCGACACUCUGUUUUAACGUUUAGAAACAUUAUUAAUCCUCGCAUGCGAUACGGUUUUGGAAACCUUUGGAACUUAAAUCAAAUGUUUAUUGGUCAAAUACACAGUUUAGCAGAUGUUAUAGCGGGUGCAGCGAAAUGCUUAUGUUACUAGCUCCUAACAAUGCAGGAAAAUGUCAAACAGGUACACAAAUAAUAAAUACACAUUUUGUAGGCAAUUUGGACCUUAUGGCUGUGGAAUCUAGUGGAAACUCGCGCUAAGAGCAUUAUUUUUAUACCUCAAUGGCUAAAAGAGAAUCUGGCACGAGCAAAUUACCAGUGAGAAUUCACAAUCUGUGAGCUUUAUCAUGCUGUGACUUCAAUCACAAGCGUAAAAAAGCGAAUCAUUUGAUUGUGAGCCAUAGCCGCGGGAAGUAGUUUGGGGGUUGGGUUGUUGCGAUUUAUUAAUUUAUUAUUUUAUGCCCGCACUACAGGCGGCUAUAUCGGUCCACUAAUACAGGACUAGUAAAGGUCCAGUGCACUACUUUUGUAAAAAUGUAUUCGUAUUUCUUUUUUUAUUCUGAUUUUUCAGGGGGUGCUGCAGCACCCUCAGCACUCCUACUUCCCGCGGCUAUGUUGUGAGCUAUUUCACGCUGUGAACAUUUUUACUUGACACCGGGCAGUGUCGCAUCAGGGCAUUUGCCUCAGGCAGCAUAUAGAUAUGUGGAAUGACACAAUGGAAUUGGAGUCAUGAUAAGGACUACAUGCAAAUAUACUGUAGGUGUUCUUGUGAAGACUUAUUGAAUGAAGCGUUGUGGAUAGUUAUCCGUUUAGCUUUCCUAUAAAAUUCUCUCCCUAAUUGCUUUGUCAAGGAUGGCGGAGCCAGGCUCAAGCGACCCUGGUGGCCCCUCUAGCACUCCGGCAACGCCCGGAGGGAGUGGAAGGGGGUUGGUGAUGGGACGCCGGCUUCCAGCUACCCUCUCCACCGGCCGCUUCCCUUCCAUGCGCGCCAAAGACCUCACCUUAGGAGGGGUGAAGAAGGUAGGCUCAGUGAAUUGUAUGGUGUUUUUAAUGAUCUAUCACCAGCGCUUGUGCAUUUGUUUAACUAAGUCCAUCUUGACUCCCAUGUUUUAUAUUUCAGAAAACCUUCACCCCUAACAUUAUUGGCCGAAAAGCUAAAGAAGAGUAAGUUGUUGUUCUUUCUGUGACGAUAUGUGAUUACAUGAUUCUGAAAUGUUUUCCAGCACAUACUAAAGGACCAUAUGUUGACAGCGGAGUUUUACUUUCUUCUACUAUAGGCAGAAGGUUGAGGCUGGGCAAAGGAGGGAAAGGAGAGAGAAUGAUCGGGGUCGUGAGCGAGGUGGUAGAGGUGGUCGGGGCCGAGGACGUCCAGAAGUCAUCCAGUCCCACUCCAUCUUUGAGCAAGGGCCUGCAGAGAUGAUGAAGAAAAGAGGUAGGAUCGGAGUCAUUCAUUCAACUGGAAUUCCAUAACAUUUUGUUUUAUGGUAUCAUUACCAUAUUGGUGUAUCAUUACGUUUUUGUGGUCCUCUGUAGCUCAGCUGGUAGAGCACGGCGCUUGUAACGCCAGGGUAGUGGGUUCGAUCCCCGGGACCACCCAUACACUAAAAUGUAUGCACGCAUGACUGUAAGUCGCUUUGGAUAAAAGCGUCUGCUAAAUGGCUUAUUAUUAUUAUUAUUAAUAUUAUUAUUAUUAACCCCUACGUUUCUUCCUGUGCUCUAUCCAGGCGGCUAUGAAGGUGAGAGAGAUGCACCAAGUGUGGGUCCCUCACCCAUUAUCAACAUCAAGAAGGAGAAGAGGGAGACUGAGGAAGAGACCAAAGAAAUUUUGCGCAAUCUGGAACGAGACAAUGUGAGUACUCCAUGUACCUAUGUCUCAUACUGUCGGCCUGUACAUGAAUUGUCUAUUUCCUUGUCCACUUAUGAGUAAUUUGCAACUAAUUUCCACCAGUUCCUGGAUGACCCUCACCUAAGGAGUGAUGUAAGGAGCUGUCCUGUUCAGCUGCCCCUGGCUGUGUCAGGGUGGGGAUUCAAGGAGGAAAGUGAUGUCACUGAUAUAGCCUCCAAAUCAGACAAGACUGAGGAGGACAGUGAGAACAUGGAGGGAACAAAUGCAUUCAAAGGUAACUAUAAUCACAGCUCUUACAUCGUCAACAUUCAUUUUUUUUUUUUUUUUUAGUCAUUUAGCAGACGCUCUUAUCCAGAGCGACUUACAGUUUAGUGAAUACAUAUAUAUAUUUUUUUUAUUUUUAUACUGGCCCCCCGUGGGAAUCGAACCCACAACCCUGGCGUUGCAAACACAACCUUUGGCUGCUCAUAGUUGGUUAAAAUUGUAUGAUGCACAACAGAUGAUGACAUCAGUGUCUAUGGAUGAUGUUACCGGAAACACUUAUCAACUUCUAUCUUUUUUACUACAAAACAUAGAAAUCUGACACACUAUAUAAAUUCAUGUCAGUUCAAAUUAAACAAAAUGGCAAAGCAAUGGACUCUAACUGUCUAGGCCAUUUGUCUCCCUCCCUCUCUCUUCAGUGAAGCAGGAGCCAGAAGAUGCUCCAGAGGUUAAGAAGAUGGAACCCACUUUCAGACCUCCUCCACUCCCUGAGCCUGAAGUUUUACCUGAGCUGCUGGAGACCUGGAGUCAGAGCAAAGAGGAGGAGCUGUUCUUCAUCCAGCUCCCUGACUCUCUACCAGGGCAGCCGCCCACCCAAGAGGUCAGGCCAGUGAAGACAGAGAUGCAGUCAGAGGAUGGACAGUCCAUGCUAUUGAAAACUGAAUCUCAAGUAGGUAUUCAGGUGUAUGAAAUAUGUGGUUCAGACAGUAAGGCUACUGUGUACACUAUAUACGAUCAGUUUGUUUGUGUGUCUGUCCUCUGUGGAAUAGGAGGAGGAGCAGGAAGAAAACAGUUGCCAUCUGAGGGACCUGCAGGAGGGUCUGGUGGGACGACUGUUGGUUCGGAAGUCUGGUCGAGUGCAGCUCAUACUGGGGCAUGUCACACUAGAUGUGGCUCUGGGAACCUCAUGCGCUUUCCUCCAGGUCAGAGAAAACACAACCUUUGGCUGCUCAUAGUUGGUUAAAAUUGUAUGAUGCACAACAGAUGAUGACAUCAGUGUCUAUGGAUGAUGUUACCGGAAACACUUAUCAACUUCUAUCUUUUUUACUACAAAACAUAGAAAUCUGACACACUAUAUAUACAAAAGUAUGUGGACACCCCUUCAAAUUAGUAGAUUCUGCUAUUUCAGCCACACCCAUGCAAUCUCCAUAGACAAACAUUGGCAGUAGAAUGGCCUUACUGAAGAGCUCAGUGACUUUCAACGUGGCACCGUCAUAGGAUGCCACCUUUCCAACAAGUCAGUUCGUCAAAUUUCUGCCCUGCUAGUGUAAGUGCUGUUAGUGUGAAGUGGAAAUGUCUAGGAGCAGCAACGGCUCAGCCGCGAAGUGGUAGGCAACACAAGCUCACAGAACGGGACCGCCGAGUGCUGAAGCGCGUAGCUCAUAAAAAACAUCUGUCCUCAGUUGCAACACUCACUACCGAGUUCCAAACUGCCUCUGGAAGCAACGUCACCACAAUAACUGUUCUUCGGGAGCUUCAUGAAAUGGGUUUCCAUGGCCGAGCAGCCACACACAAGUCUAACAUCACAAUGCCAAGUGUCGGCUGGAGUGGUGUAAAGCUUGCUGCCAUUGGACUCUGGAGCAGUAGAAAUGCAUUCUCUGGAGUGAUGAAUCACGCUUCACCAUCUGGCAGUCCGACGGACGAAUCUGGGUUUGGCGAAUGCCAGGAGAACGCUACCUGCCCUAAUGCAUAGAGCAACUGUAAAGUUUGAUGGAGGAGGAAUAAUGGUUUGGGGUUGUUUUUCAUGGUUCGGGCUAGGCCCCUUAGUUCCAGUGAAGGGAAAUCUUAACGCUACAGCAUACAAUGACAUUCUAGAUGAUUCUGUGCUUCCAACGUUGUGGCAACAGUGUGGGGAAGGCCCUUUCCUGUUUCAGCAUGACAAUGCCCCCGUGCACAAAGCGAGGUCCAUACAGAAAUGGUUUGUCGAGAUCGGUGUGGAAGAACUUGACUGGCCUGCACAGAGCCCUGACCUCAAUCCAUCGAACACCUUUGGGAUGAAUUGGAACACCGACUGCGAGCCAGGCCUAAUUGCCCAACAUCAGUGCCCGACCUCACUAAUGCUCUUGUGGCUGAAUGGAAGCAAGUCUCCGCAGCAAUGUUCUAACAUCCAGUGGAAAGCCUUGCCAGAAGAGUGAAGGCUGUUAUAGCAGCAAAGGGGGGACCAACCUCAUAUUAAUGCCCAUGAUUUUGGAAUGAGAUGUCCACAUACUUUUGGUCAUGUAGUGUAUGUUGGUGAUGAAUUUGAUGUUAGAAAAAGAGUGGAAUUUCCCUUUAAAUCUUCACUUAUCUGUAGUUGUAUGUAAACAUACAGUUGUAGCCAAUUAAAUUGGCACCUUUUGCACUUUUCUUAAAUAAGUUGAAAUUGAAAAACACUUUUGGUCAUCACACCUUCUUAUUGGAUCUUCAACAUUGAGGAGACAAUUUAAUUUUUUAAAACUUAUGUAAUGGACAAAUUUAUUGCCACCCCGGAGCUAGUACUUGGUUUGCAUAUCCUUUGGCCAAAGUAACUGCAGAAAUACGCUUAUAGUAGCCAUCGGUAAACUUGCUUCACCUUUCUACUGACAAUUUGGCCCACUUUUCAGCAGCAAACUGCUCAACAUAGGUUUUGGAUGUGAUUCAGAUCAGGAAUCAUUGCUGGCUACUCCAGAACAGUCCAGCAUCUCUUCUUAACAAUUCCUGGGUGCUUUUUGAUGUGUGUUUCGGGUCAUUGCCAUGCUGGAAGACCCACAACCUUCAAUGGCGACCCAGUUUUUAGACACUGGGUUGAACAUUGGACCACAAAACACCUGAUACUCUGCUGAUUCCCUGAUGCCUUUUUUUUCAAAUUCAACUUAUUUUACACAAAAUUGGGAAUUAUUUAAGCGAAGUGCAAGGGUGCCAAUAUAAUUGCCCCACCCCACCCCCUUAGGAGCUGGUGUCAGUUGGAACAGGAGAGGGCCGGACUGGUGACUUGUCAGUGCUGGGACACAUCAAACACAAAUUGGUUUGCUCGCCAGACUUCGAAGCCCUGCUGGAGAACAGAGUAUGAUGAACCAGGACUGGACGAACAGGACAAAUAUAAGCACCCACUAUUAGACCAGGGUUUCUACAGGACAGUGGGGACCACAUCCAGAAAAACACACAGACAUGCAGUGCUGUAUAAGGACAGUAGUACCACAAGCAGACAUUGCACCUAAAUCCUAUACAUGUUUUUUCAGGUGUCCAUUGUUGUACAUUGGCCCUGGAUAGUUUCAGGAUGUGUAAUAGAAAGUAUUGUUACACAGAUUUCCUACCACUAGUUUGUCAGAAAAGAUGGCCUGUUUACAGAACAUUGUAUUUAUUUUUCUCUGCUGAAAGUAAUGGGGGAAGAUUCCCUUGUUUGAGAUGUUUAAAAAAGGUGUGCUAAAUGACUCCAAUAAAGGGAAGGUACAGUAUUCUCUCAUUAAAAAUGAUUAGCCUACAUGAAUGUGCCAAAUUCCAAAUGUCUUAUGUAGUGGUAAAAAAUAUAGGUGGGUAAACUCUGAUUGCCGGUUGCGGUGUAAAAAUGUACGUUCCCUAUACUUUCAGUUAAUUUUUCUGCAAAAGGUGGGUAAACUGUCAGUCAAAAAAGGUGGGUAAACUGCAUUUACUUGCGUUUACCCUCCACUACGCCAUCAGGUCUAAGCUUGGGAGGGGUAAGUGGAUAAGUAAUAUUGCCCCUGUGGUAUCUUGUAAACACAUACCUAAAUUAUUGGACGUAAGAUGA